UGAUCGUGGACUUGAAUAGAUACUUGGGUCCCGCUCUCGCUAUGCCGUUCGGAUAUGACGAGGUAGCAUUCAAUCAGCGAUUGUAGAGUCGUCUUGGUCACAAUGACGGAAAGGCAAAAUAUAACAUGUUCAUUUAAUUUAUUCAAUUCUUGUGUCCUGGUUUGAUGAAUACUUCUGCCAUUUUAUACCAGCAAAUAACUCUUGUGUUGUCAAUUGUCUCUGCUCGGUGCUAGUUUUACUUGUACUAACUGACGAUUCGAGAUUUUCUCUGUUAGUGUGUUUGGCGUGUCUGUCUGAUCGAGAGAGAGCAGCUAGAGAUUUAGAUCUUCAUGUUGCGUAGGAUUCAUGAUUUCUGACGAGCGGAGUUAAAUUCUGUUUCUGAAGAGAGAUGCAGUCCCUGAUAGGUCUGCAGCGUGAUUUGAUCAGUUUCUGAGCGAUGUUGAGAAAGAGCUUAAAUGAUAGCUGUUCACUGAUGAAGGAGGCAAGGCCUGUGGUGUCGGUUACUCAUCUGACUUUAGUAAGAUGAAAGGCUUGACCCAAGAUUAAAUCUGUAUCUUCUUACUGAGUUCAGUUUUUGUAUUCGUAUUGUCCCCCCAACUUCCUGUCCAUUGUCACAUAGUGCAUAUUCCUUGGGUAAUAUUUCGCCAUUAGCACUGUUUUUCAAGUUGUGGACUUUUUUUUGUGGUGUUAUUUGAUUGGUAUUAUGUAACGUACUAGAAUUGUAAUAUUAAUCGUACACGGAUUUGGUUCUUAACUCUAUUGUGCUAUUGUCUUCUUUAUCAGUGUUUUGUUUUUUCUAUUGAUUCUUUUGCCGACCAAUUUAUCUCCGAAGAUGGCUGACGAUUUGGGUCAGAAGGCGCAGUACCGCCAUGCGCCGAAGGUGUCUAUUGAAAUGCGGCAAUCACAGCUCAACAAAAGUACCACAAUUCUUCGCGUACAUCCACCUCAGCUGUGCCAACAUGAACGAUAAUGUUCGUUAAUCAUCCACGUUUCUCUUGUUUUUCACGGAGCCGCGUAGGAAGCGCAACGAUUUUAGCUUCUUUUCACCACGAGCGACUCUCGGACAGUGUCCAACAAAUGAAAUGUUGAUGCAAAAAAACUUCAGGUAAACCCGCUUAUGUUGCGUCAGUAGUUGAACCCGUGUUGGAGGAGUUGGCUAGGGAAUUCUGGGCAAACGAACACCGCGUGCGUGUCGACGGAAACGAAAUUAUCGAUUUUAUGAUCGGCCACGUCGAAAAAAACCACGCACAAAUGGACGAGGCGGACCGAAAGGAGUUAUUAGAAAGCCUAGAUAAGGUACUAACUAUGGUUUUCUACGCUGAUAUUUUUCACGUUCUUCACAACUUCAGAAUACUCAGAACUCCUGAUGUUGUCUGCGAAUAUGAGUUUGCUUAUUAUACUUUUGCCGCACGAGUAACACAACUGCUGGAUAAGUUUUCACUACUUCUCGAAAUUUACCAACGAGUGGUCUCAGAGUCAGACUGUCCUUCUGAGAAAAUUACCUUAUUUGUUUUUUCCAUCAUAUUUAUAUACAAAUACAAUCAGAUUUCGAAUAAGCCAAAUAUGGUCGAGGCAGAUAUCCAGCAGCUGCGGAAAGAAUGCGACCUUCUCGCUGGAAAGUGCGAAGAGAUAUGGAAAAUUGAGAAGCAGCAAAUCGAACGUCGUAAAGACAAGGAAAAGCAAAAUCUUGCGGGAGCAACUAAUGUAGAAGCAAAUAGAUAGGCUGGUGCCUAUAAAUUGGUAUCUAUUUUUGGGAGCGGAUGAGCAGGAGUCAGCUGCCAUUUUGUCGUUCCCCCAGUAUGUAAUUUGUAUGACAUUAGUUAAACGAGUUAGUUAAUUGUUUGAAAGGGCGGUGGCAUAUAGUCCUAACGCAAAAAAAAAAACGCUACGGUGGUCACGAAUUGCCGUAUCAGGGCCACACACAUGACGAUGAGCAGCAGCGAGGAUAUUCAGGCAGCUUUUAUCCGCAUCCUGAAAAAUUAUUGUGAAAGGAACAACUCAACUACAAUGAAGUGUCAUAAGAAUCACGCCUAUAAUAACGAACUCUUUCAACGUUUUUGGCUCAACAUUGGUCUUUAGCAUAGCCUUGAACGAAAAAGAUCAGAAUUGCUGAUUCAUGACUUCUUCAGCUCCAAUAACUACGCUGAUAUGUACAUGUACCUACUAGUUGGCAGAGGUAAGUGCUUGUAUGUCUUUCCGAUGUUACUUAGAAUGUACUUAGCAGUUGGCCCCCAUAGAAUGUAGUAGAGAAGUGUUAUGAGCUUCGUGGUGUGUGCAUAAUAAUUAAGUUAGGAAGUACGACUAGUGAAAGUAGCUAGCUAUUGAGUCGUUGAUCUUCUUACGUAUAUGAGAUCUUCCAGCAUCUUCUUGAUAGAAGGAGGAAGGACUUUUGAAUUUUCAAGGGUGGGUUACGAUGGAUCAGAUGCUUAUCCAUGUAUUAUAGAAUUUGGUUUUAGAGUCGAAGAUAGUUAGAAGAAGGCCAUGAAUUGUGGAAGACGAAGAAAAUUGUCCCCGCGUGCUGUUGAUGCGCCUUUGAGCUACUUGCCCCCUUGAUUUCAUAUAAUACGCGACCGCAGUUUGACGUUUAACUAAAGUACGAGCACGGUAGGCAU
This is a messenger RNA of Amoebophrya sp. A25, 2612 nucleotides long. NCBI's taxonomy places the organism in Eukaryota, Dinophyceae, Syndiniales, Amoebophryaceae. The record is from the annotation of a GenBank genome assembly.